AUGGAUCACAGUCCCGAGAAUCCGAUGCCGCCUCCAAAGAUGCUGCUGGAUAAGUAUGAGAAGUUAGGGAAGAUCGGAGAGGGAUCUUAUGGGGUCGUCUUUAAAUGCAGGAAUCGAGAGACCAAUCAGAUCGUAGCCAUCAAGAAGUUUGUCGAGACUGAUGAUGAUCCAUCGAUAAGGAAGAUUGCGCUGAGGGAGAUCAGAAUGCUGAAGGUACGUGUUAUAUAUUAUGUUAGGUGAUAUUCAAAAUUUUCAGCAAUUGAAACACCCCAACUUAGUUAAUUUAAUCGAAGUUUUCAAACGAAACAAGAAAUUGCACCUGGUAUUCGAGCAUUGCGAGAGAACCGUUCUCGAUGAUCUCGAGAAAUACCCAAAAGGGUAAGUCCACAUGCAAAUUUGAAUAAAAUCUCCUUUCAGAUGUCCGGAAUCACUUACAAAGAAAAUGUUAUAUCAAUUACUUCAAGCGUUAAACUUUUGUCAUAGCAGAAACUGUAUCCACCGGGACGUGAAGCCCGAGAAUAUUCUGAUUACAUACAAUGAUGUAGUCAAACUGGGGGAUUUCGGAUUCGCGAGGGUAAUGAGUAGGUUCCGAGAAGAGUAAUCAGACCCCUUCAGAUACUAAUGAGUUGUAUACGGACUACGUAGCCACGAGAUGGUAUCGAAGUCCGGAGUUGUUGGUGGGCGAUAUCCAUUAUGGGGCGGCCGUGGAUAUCUGGGCCGUGGGAUGUGUGUUCGCCGAGAUGUUGACGGGCGAUCCUCUUUGGCCAGGCAGGACCGAUGUGGACCAGCUUUAUCUGAUCAAACAGACCGUCGGUAAGAGAAUUAUAUUGUCAUCAAAACCAAUGCCUUGGCUGUCCAUUAAUUUAAUUUUUAGGGGACAUUUUUCAACGUCACCUUCAAGUUUUCCGUCAGAAUCAAUACUUUAGAGGGAUGAGUAUCCCCGAGCCGGACGAAUUGCUCGAUCUUCCACAGAAAUUGCCUCAGGCCAGUUCCGUGGAUAUUGAUUUCCUUCAGGUACGCCUCAUAAGCAAUGUAAACUUCCUUUUCAGAAAUGUUUCGAUCCCAAUCCAGACCUCAGAUGGUCUUGUUCGGAACUUCUGAAACACGAUUACUUCAAGGGAUUUGUGUUCAGAUAUCCGGAGGACUCGACUCCCAUGAGGAAAUUGUCUCCUCAUCUACCUCAACUGGAGAAGAACUCGAUGGACGUGAAGAGAAACAGUCUGCAGAACCAGUACAACAAAGGCAUCGACCAUGCUAGUUACCUCCCCACAAUUUCCUGA
Molecule: messenger RNA, 1280 nt
Organism: Bursaphelenchus xylophilus (pine wood nematode)
Lineage: Eukaryota; Metazoa; Nematoda; Chromadorea; Rhabditida; Aphelenchoididae
Source: the annotation of a GenBank genome assembly